ACCAAUCAAAUCUCUCCAGCUAGCUUGAUUAUUUGCACCUGUGUGUACACCUGUAAACCCAUCGCAAGCAGAUCAAACCGGAAUUUUUCACCGUAAACUGCGUGUAUAAUGUCUAUAAAGUGCAUUUAUACGGUUCAAGGGGACACUGGAGUGACUAUUUCGGUUGUGAAUCAUGCUAACCAACACAGGCCCCGUGGUAAGCUAAUGUGGUGUAUAUGCGCACCUGAAAGCAUCAUUUCAACGUAAUCUUUUUAUUCAAUGUCUCAAAUAAUUGUCCUGAUAAAACUUAGCACAGUUUAGUAUUAAUUCGUCGUAUUGUCAACCGUUAAAGUCUAACAGGUUCUUCGACUAGCAUGCGACUUUCAUUACCAAUACCAAAUGAUUAUGUUUAACACACAGUAAUAUUACUACAAGCUGUUGACCUACUAAACAUAUCCCGAAUCAUAAAGUGACUCAUUUAGAGUUUAGAAAGUAUCUUCGGUAACCAAAAAAUGUUAUGAAUUUGUAUUUUACAAGUCAUUUUGACAGAAAAUUUAGAUAUUUGAAUGGGGUUUGGUGUGUUGCUCGAAAACGAUCUCAAAAAACAUCCCAGCAGCUUUCUGAUGUAAAGUUUCAGACUUAAUUUUCAAUGCACUUUUCAUACAAUAAUAAUGUAACCCAAAGUGUUGUAAAGAAACAAAGAUUUAUUACACUAAAGGUAUACAUUAAGACGUCCAUCCUACAUCCAUAAACAAAGUGGAGAUUGUAUCAUAAAUAAAAACCUAAUAAGAGCUGAAUAAGAACUGAAACUGUGAGAUCUGUAUGAGAAAACACCUGAGGUAGAAUAAAGAAGGAAAACAACACAAUUGUGCAUCUUAUAUCAGUCAUUUACAUCAAAGUAGAGGAAAUUUGAAUGGAGUUUGGUGUGUUGCUCAUAAAAAAAAACUCAUGAAGAAGCAGCUCAGCAGCAAUAACUUCAUCUUUCUUCCAAACAACUUCAGGCCAAACUCUACUUGUCCAUUAUUGAUGAUGUGAUUGAGAGUAUGAGAGAGCUCUUCUUGGAUGAAGGGCUUGAAGACUGCGUCCUGGAUGAUUUAAGACAUGUAAGAUGUUUUCCAGCUCUUUCAUUAAAAACAAAAAUUUUCACUAAGUGUUGCCAGUCACAGCUAAGUUAAACAUGUUCAGAGGAAGUUUACACUGCCUGCUGUGUCUUCUGACGUGCAGCUUUGGGAGUCAAAGAUGAUGCAGUCAAAAGCAAUGGAAGACUUCAGGAAAAACAACAUCAAUUCGUCCAACUUUGUGCUGCAGCUCCCUGCCAACUACAGUCAGACUGAUCAGGACGUCACAGGUAACACAGCGGGCUACAGCCUGAAAGAAAAUCAACAAAACAAAUCAUGUGUGGGUAGAAGUACAGAAGUUUUCAGACAGGAUAUUUGUGGUACUGACUUUCAUGGAUGAACACAGCUCAUUUUUCUAUUUCUGUGUCAAUUACUUGGCUCUGCUUUUUACUCUCAGCCUCAGUUGUGAUUCCCGCGAGUCAGAACAUCCAAAGUUUUCCAAGGCUUAAGGUAAGCACGUCCCAAAAUUUACAGAACAUCACUCAGUGAAUUUGACUUUGGAAUGCACUCAAAGAAGCAAAACAUAAAAAAUCCCUUUUAUUUGAAUUCAAUAAUUACUCAGUACAUAAUGGUGAGGAGCAUUAAGGAGUUUAAGGGACUGAAACGGGCCUGGCUAAUUUGAAUUUAAAUGUUUUGAGCCCCUCAAAUAAGAGUUCAGAGGAUUGUUUCAAGUGAUUUUCGUACAAAAAAAAAAAAAAAAAGAUUUUAUUACAUUUAAAAAUUAAAUUCAGUUCAAAACAGACCAGACUGAAAAUUUGUUUUAACAGGAUUUUUAAAUUCAAGAGUGACAACAUUUAGUCCUCCUGUUUUCUUUCCCCAAAACAUUAGCAACCUGUUUAGAAAAGUAAUACGACGCUAAAAAUCCCAUCGAGUUACAUCUCUGGACUAGUUGUAUGACUGGGUAUAAAAAGGGCAUGUCAGAGAGGCUGAAUGUCUCACAAGAUGGCAAAACUUUAAACAGUCUGUGAGAGACUGUGUGUGCAAAUAACUUAACAAUUUAAGGACAAUGUUUCUCGUCAUAAAAACAUAAAGAUCUUGAGGAUUUUGUCAUUCACAGAAAAUAAAAUCAUUAAAGAAAUAGAUAAUCCUGAGAAAUCUUUGUGCAAAACAGAUCACCAAAACUGGAUGACUAAGAUCUUUGGGUCCUCAGGUGGCACUGCAUGACUCUGUUGUCUAAAUCACUGCAUGGGCUCGUAAUCUCUUCUAAAAAAACUUGCAAUGCAGGUUAAAACUGUUUAAUGCAAAAAGGAAACCAUAAACAUGGUCCAGAAUAGUAUAUGGCUGCAUAGCUUAAGCAUAUGAGAAGGCAAAAUUAAUGCUGAAUAAUAUCAUACCUAAAUUAUAUAUAAUGUGCAUACAUUAAGCCAAAGGGAUCAAUAUUUAAUUGUUUAGUAUUAAGCAGCAUUUUAACACCAGCAGUCUGUGUUUGUUUAAGUUGUGUUCAAGGCUGUGUGUGCCGCCAAGUCCUUGAGAUAACACUGUGCUGUUUUUACUCGUUAACCAAACUGUUUGCAGAAGUUUUAUGAAACUUUUUUCUGUUGUAUUUUUUUCUUUCAUACUUUUUGUUUUAUUCCAGAACAACUCUGAGACCCUUGCUACUUUCUCUCUCCCUGCUGGCUUAGCUUACCCUGUGCAGAUACCAGCUGGAGUCACUCUGCAGACAGCUUCUGGUACUCCAUAAAUAUUUCAGCUGUCAGAAUAAAGCUAUAUGAAGUUUUAGGUUUGCACUAACAGGUUGGCAUAAUAUUUUCCUUUUCCUUUAAGGUCAACUCUACAAAGUCAAUGUUCCUGUCGUGGUCACUCAGGCAGCUGCAGGUCAACAGCCUGCACGGACAGUCUCUGAGUUUAGAGAAGCUGCUGCUCCUCAGUCUGCUGCAGUCCCUCAAAACACCACUCAUCCUCAGGAGGUGGAGCCUUCAUCGGUUACAGCUUCUUCUGUUACGCCGCCGCCGCCUCAGAAGACGAGUUUACCCCCUAGCCAAGAGAGCACCGUCCCCCAGCAGCCUCCAGUUCCCGCUGCUGAGGGCCCGCAGCCUCAAACAGCCGACUCACCUGAGCCAGAAGUCACACUGAGAGAAAAUGAGCCGAGUCCGCAGCUAGAACCUAUGAACCUCAGUAUGACCGCCUCAUCCUGCACUCAGUUAUUAGACUUUCAGAUCAGAGCUGAGGAGGCUUUGGCGCAGACUGCUCCACUACAGAGCAGAGACAUCGAUGACAUCCUGAAAGAGGUGAUUGAGGAGGAGAGUCAGAAAGUCGAGAGAGCCAGGAGUCUGGCUGCUGGAAAAACUGGCAACCAGGAGGACGCUCUCGGGGUAAUUUUCACAACAGUACUCACUCUUCAAGCAAAUACAGAGAACAGAAAAAAGAAAAAAUGAUCUGUUUCUAAAUGAGUGGCUCCAAGAAAUGGGGAACUUUGGCUUGCAUUUACUCAACUAAGUUUCCACUUGCAGACAGCUAACUUGGCUCUACUCUUGAUAUAGAAUAUACUUAUAUUGUAGUAAUGGUUGUAUCCAUAUGAAGGCCUUCUGCCUGCAAUCUUUCAAAUGGCCAACAGAGGGCAAAUCCGCAGUGCAAAAGACUGAUUUGAUUAAACCAGAUGGGAACAUGAGCCCCUGUCUUACCUUCUGUCUGACCUCUGUAGAUAUGUUCUCAAUGAGAUUGUAAUCUAAAGGGCUGAGCAUGUCCUUCCUACAACAGCAUCAUGCUAAUUUUGCAAAUCAUAAUUCUGAAUCUAAAAGAAGGGUUUACCUACCAUAUCCACUCUCGUUUAACAGUCCUUGGUCUAUGUGUUGAUGUGGAAAUAUUAAGUGAACUCUAGUGGUCAGAUUUGAGACUAAAAUGCCCCUCUACUCAUUCCUUACAAUGGUGAGGUGAUGGUGGCCUUCAAGGACUAGAAGCUCCUUAGAUCCCUGAUCGGUGUGAUCCUUCAUUUGUUGUUAAAUGCAGUAUUAACUUAAAGUGUACAGUAGUUUAAACUGUGGUUUUCAACUUCUGGAAUAAAACUUAUCCCUUAAUUUACUGCAAAUACCCCAAAGCUAUGGAUUUUACCUUCUUAAAUGACCACUUCAAUAGUAAUCAAAUGUUUAAGUGUGAGCUUACAGACCUUAAUAAAUCUCAUCAAUAUCUUCUUUGUCAUUUCUGUUCAGCUGGACCUGGACUACAGCUACGAUGAUUUAUCAGACAUCGUUCAGUUGGACGGUCCAGCAGACAACUCUGACCUGGAGGAGGAAGAGGGAGUCCCCCUGGAGGAGAACGAUUUUCUGGGUAUAAUCAACGCUGAGGCCAUAAAGGCCCUGCAGGAGGGAGAUGCAAGCAGCGAUGGAAACAGCAUCUCAUCCAGCAGUGAGAGUGAAGGAGCAGAGGAUCAUGUCAUUGAAGAAGAAGAAGUAAGGAACUUUUGUACGAUUGUGUCUUUUUGGUGACUUUAAAAUCAUCUGUAUGGAAACCUCUAGUUGAUUUGUGUCUUUUUCUCUUGAAUGAAACAACUUCGCCUGAGGAGAUCUGGACGGUUGAGCCAGAGAUGUCUUUUAGAUCCCUUUUUAAAGCUGCAUUUUGUUAUUUUGUGUUUUGCUCCUCAGGCAGCACACAUUUUAUUUUCCUCCAAUGAAAUCGGAUCAUUAAUUUCACAUUUAAACAUCUUUUUCUACAAUGUACUUUCUGCCUCUCAGGAUCCUUUGAAUUCUGGUGACGAUGUGGUGGAGCAGGACAUCCCAGACCUCUUUGACACUGACAAUGUAAUCGUUUGCCAGUAUGACAAAGUAAGAACAGUUUAGCUCUCCGCUGCCCUUUAACAAAGCCCUGCGCUGAAUACCGAGCGAGCGCCAGACUCCUGACAUUUUCUUUCUGCUGCAGAUUCACCGCAGCAAGAACCGCUGGAAGUUUCAUUUGAAAGACGGGGUGAUGUGCUACGGAGGCAGAGACUACGUUUUCUCUAAAGCUGUCGGGGAAGCCGAGUGGUAAUGAGCUUUGGUUCUCUUACACACACCAGAUAAUCAUGUUGAGAGGAGGAGAAACUGAUUUAAAGGAGAAAAACAAUCAGCGUGUUCAGACCUUGGCGGUGUAAUUUGGUUCAAGAUGAAGGCAGUUAAAACUUCAACUGUUUCAUUCUUUAUGUAAUUAUUAGAGCAAAUCUGCAUCUAAUUUAGGAUGUUAAAAGACUUUUUUUUUGCAGUUUUACUCGUUGAAUUCAAACAGCAUGAAUUUAUGUUUUGCCAUAGUUGAAGAAAACAAACUCUGACGUCCUGAUCGUGUUGUUUUGAAGGGACCUGUUGUGCUGUUUGAUUUCCCAACAUUGUAAUGUCUUACCUUUGAUCGUUCUUUGCUCUGCGCUGCUGUGCCGCAUUCAUUAAACACUUCUCUUCCUCUGCAACCCUGAACAAAGCGAAGUGGCCUUGCUGACAUGAUGCUUUAUUAAGUGGGAGGGUAUUUCUAAUUUCAUUUUUAUAAAUCAAACAGCUCCCAGCAGCCUGCCGUAUUCACAUUAACAAACUCACAAGCACCAGCUGGAUUCCUGCAAUUGAUUAAUAUACAGCUUUGGUUUGGUCGGACACUAAAGGAGAAGAAAGAAAAUGAAGAGCGCUGCAGUAGCUCAUAAAAACAGCUCACAUAAUAAUGAUCUGAGAAACCUUGGAAAUGAUUUCACUGCUAAUUGCUGGUUUUCGAUUUGACAUUAGCAGCAAUGAUUUGCACUCGAACAGGCCUCAUGCCCUUCACUUAAAGAGUAAAUUGAGUCAUUGUUCAACUUGUUCCUUACCUAAAAGCUACGAAUGAUGCUCCUGCAGUAGUACAGCAUGCACACUCCUUCAUAGUGUAUUCAACAAGGACACAGCGGCAUGAUUCCAGGUGGUUAAACUCUGCAAGGUCUGCAGCUUGUGCUUUAAACCGAAGCAAACUGUUUCUAAAUCAAAGGGCAGAUUUCCUCGAUGAAAUAUGUCAACUCCCCGCUACAGAUGGAGGAUUUGUUGUGCUGCCAAAAUGUGAUCUGCUGUUUACCGAGCUAUGUAAAUCAGAUGCUUUUUUCCACACAGUUAUGUGUUGGGCAUGUCCACAUUGAUCCCCUCGUACACAAAUUAUCCAAAUCUGUGUCAGUCAAACAUGUUUAUCGUAUUCACGGUUUUAGAAAGAAGACGGAUAUCGAAAAGCAAUCACACGAGCCUGGAAACGUGCGUCUGCAAAACUUUUAUGCAGAUUUACAAGGAGGCUCAUGGGCUUUACACAAAACAUUGAUUCUGUAAAUGAGGCCAGAAAAACAUGAGUCAAAGUGAUUCACAGCACGAUUUUAUUGUCAAACCGCAGAAAUACACUAACAGCAGUCUUUCUUGUUGACCAGAUCUCAUCUUAAACUCUUUUGUUUCAAGUCUCCCAGUGUAAAUAUCUCCUGAGUAUAACAGACACCGAAAAAAAAAGCACUAAAAUUGUUCUCUGAUGAGCUAAAAUGAGACUUUCAUUCAGUUGUUUUAACUUCACAGUUUUUAAACCAUAAUCUGUAAAGGAGAAGUGGAUGUAGCCUCGGCCAGCAGGGGGCGACUCAACAGACUGCAAAAGAGAACAACACCAGACAGGACAAAACGCUUGCUUCUACUUUCAUUAACUUCCUCAGUAAUGACUCUUUUGGUCUUAAUCUCUAGUUUAAAUCUUCUUUGAUGAAACAUUAUGAAGAAUUUAUUAAAGUAUUGACCUAUUCACUGUAAAACAGGUUAUAAAGCAGGGAUGCUACAGGGCGAGGCUUUCUUCCUUUUGCUCUGUCAAGCAGCACGAGAGUCUUAGGAAUAUGUUAUCACUGUGUCUGCUCUCUAAAUACUGCAGGAUUAAUAUCGUAAAUUAAAAAGCUGGAGAAAGCAAGAUGCUAAUUCAGGGGGGUUACAUAAAGGUACAUCUAAAAAUGAGAAGAACAUAAGGUAUUAAUUUAGCAUCUCUAUGAAGCAUGAUGUAGGGCUGGGUGAUAUGGCCUCAAAUCAAUAUCACGAUAUAUCGAGCAGUUCACCUCGAUAACGAUAAAUGGACGAUAACUACUCCACAAGCUGCUCACCCCCUCCCACAUUAACUUUGUCUACUUCAGCCACCGCUCAAGCCGCGACAACUUUUGAACCGUCCUCCAUCUCCUCACCUGUCUUUCCCUCUUUAUUACGGAAUCCGACGUAGGACAGCGUCUUAAAGGGGCAAAAGACCAUAGCCUACCUACACACAUCCAAAACCAACUUUUAUUUAUUUAUUUUUUAACACAGAAUAUACCUGUAUGGGCAAAAUGACGUCGGUUAUUGUCGUAAAUUUCGGUAUCAGUAAAUUUUCAGUUGAUCACCCAGCCCUAAUGUCUUAGGCUGUGUUGACUCGAGACUUAAGUAGACCGACAACAAAAUCACAUAAAGCACCUCAGACUCUGCACCUAUCCGGUCUUCCUCCGGACUCUAAGACCUUGAUUCUUUCAUGAAAUGCAAAAUUGUCUUUCAUCUGUAAAAAGAGAACUCGUGAUAUUCCAUUUUUUUAGGUUGCACCUGAACAAAUGAACGAGUCCAGAGUGUCUACAUCCACUUCUCAUAAAAAGUCUCUGAUUCACAGUCAGUUAAGAUAAAAAUAAAUAAUCUCUACAAAUAAAUCACAGUUUCUCACACAAGUGAAGCUGGCUCAGGGCGGCUACGUUAACAAACAUGUUUUAUUUUGUUCCCAUUCUUGCUCCACUGGUCCUUUAAACUCCUUAAAGAUCACAUCAGAGUUUUUUUUGUCAUGUAAACUCUGACACUAUCGUAACCCUGUCCUAAAUUUAAAGAAAUGCUACAUAUUCAAGCAGGACAGCGUGUUCAUGACAGAUCAGUCUGCGUUGAUGCUCAUGUGGCUCCUUUGUUCAUAAAGCACCCCUUCAUUUUAAUGUGGUAGGCGUAAAAGCGCAGCGAGGGAGUUUUUUUUGUGGAUUUCUUGUGGGUGGAGUUCAGGUGUGAGGCCAGAGUCUGCGGCCUGUAGUUCGGGUUUGCUUUGCAACAGCCGCAGCGACUCAACAGCUGGCACACGUCUUUCCUGAAGGCUCGGGUGAAGAGGGUGUACAGGAACGGGUUGCAGAGGGAGUUAAUGGGGUAAAAAAGGAUGAGCAGGAUCUUGGAGUGAGACACGGUGAUGAGGGGCAUACGCAGAGCCCCAGAGAUGGCGAAGAAGGAGAUGGGCGCCAUGCAAACAAAGUCCGUGAAGAUGAGCACAGCCAUCCUCUUGGCUAUCUUGGUGUCUCCGUUUCGGGCGGAGUGCUCCGGGUUGUGGACGUUCAAAUAAAUGCAAACGUAGCAGAAGCAGACCACCAUGAAAGCGGCGACGUUGAGGAUGAGAACGGCCACGACGUAAAUCUGAGAGCCCAGCGUGUCGAUGUCCAUGGGCAGACAGAUGCUCACUUUGCUGUAACUGCUGACGCCCACCAGAGGGAGGAGAGCCACCAGCAAGGAGAACCCCCAACCGGCCCCCAUCAUGGCCGCCACAUGAUGCAUCUUCAGCCUUUUAUUCACAUGCAUGGCGUUUGUGAUGGUGUGCCAGCGUUCAAGACUAAUCACUGUCAGCGUGUACACAGACAGCUCACUGGCGAACACGGUCAGAAACCCUGCCACGCCACAUCCGGGCCCCGUCUGCCAGUCUGUGGCGUGGUUGUAGUACUCGUGCCGCGAGUGCUGGUCCAUGACGGCGAUCAGCAUCAGGUAGAGCCCCAUGCACAGGUCAGCGAAAGCGAGGUUGCACAUGAGGAACCUGGAGAUGGUCAGUUUGUGGUGGCUGAUGAGAAGAAUGAUCAGGACAGCCAGGUUACCGCUCACCGCAGAAACGGUGAUGAUCCAGGUGAGACAGCGCAGGAAGGGGAAACCCAACAGGUCCUCGCAGGGGUUGAACGCAUCCGGCUUUGGCGUGCAUUUGACGAAGGGGUUGUUGAGGCAAUUUAACUCCAGGUCUGGAUACUGGAAGUUGAUGUCAUCGAUGACAUUCAUGCCAUCUGUUGUUGGCUCUCUGAAGGAAACACAGAAAAGUGAGAUAACAGGAAAAGAGUUUAUGAGAAUUAUUCACAUUUAUCAAUGACACGACUUUAUUAAUGAAGAAAUGUAACUGCUUUAUAGAGUUUGUCGAUUGACGCAAACAAGGACAUGCUGAUUAAGAGUGCAAAAAGAGGUUCAUCUGUGUUAUUUGUGACUCCUCCUGAGAGUUUAUUUUUAACUCUGGUGAAGUUUAAAGUCGCCCUGGAGGGAAACAGUGAGAGACUUUGGCUCUGAAGCGACAAACUUCUGUUACAUUUAAGAAAUUUGGCUCAUUGUUUUGUUGUUUACCCAGAAGAAAAAAAAAACAUUUUCUCCAAUAAUGCAAAAUAUUUACACUAUGAUGAUUGCAAGUCAAACUUAAUUGCUCACCUGAGAUUUAUUUGUAUUAUUUUAUUUGAAUUAUUUGUAAAAACAUUCUUAGACAAAAUUCUUAUUUUUUUCUGUUUCGUAUUGUUCGUCAGCGCCUGUUUUGGAUGUAUGUUUGACCUUUUGAUGGUGAUUUGAUGGUGACGUCAGCUUUUGCAGAUUGUUUGUGGGUCGUUUAAAGAUGGCUUCCUUUUUGCACACUACAAUUUUAAGUGCAUUUAUACAGCGACAGAAUGUGUUCGAAGACUCAAAUCACUAAAUAAGUUCCUCACACAGUCUCUCACAGAGCUGUUAAACCUUUUUCCAUCUUUUCCUCUGUUGUGCUGUUGUUAUACUCAGACUAAGGCUGCAGGAUUUUGGCCUAAAAGGAAAUCUCGAUUUUUUUUUUUUCUCUGAAAACUUGAUUUUCAACUUCGAUUUUUUUAUUUAGUGACAACUUCACCAAACUUCACUGUAAAAAUAAAAAGGCUUUCUAUCAUCUCUUUAAACGGAACCAAUGAAAACGAUGUCGUUCAUAUGCCAAGCCAGUAAGUGGCGCUAUGAUGCUGCUCUCGGAAAUGCACCAAAAGAUAGAAGAAGAAGAGUACAGAACAUGCAUAUACGCUGUGUGUGACGAAAUCCUUUCAAGAGUGACGCGAAUAGGCAUCCACAUGAAGACAAAAAGAAUGUCGUUUACUGAUUUGUGCACUCUAGGACCCGUUUUUAAAAAGUAUCGUGAACAGUCACGCCGUUUCUGUGUGGAUAUGACAGAAAAAUUUUGCGUUUACUCCUAAAUUUUGUUUCUGUGUGGACAGGGUCUCAGUUAUGUUACUAACUUAAUUCAAGUUAAGUCAGUCCAGUAGUCCAGAGAUGUAGUGUUUUUGUACAUAUGACAGUGUUUUGUUGCCCCUUUCUCAGCUACUUGAAGUAAGCAAAUGCUGUAUUUUUCAUAUAGUAAUAACUUUUUUUAGUGUCAACAUUUGGCAGCUAGUUCAAACACUAUUUUCAAUCAAUUACAGGCUUUAACUUCUUUCAGUGUCCUGAUUCUUGUGAUCAGUUUACUAAUUUAAACUUAGUUUUACCCUCCUUGACAGUGAAAAUGCUACAUCACCAAACAUCAUCAAACUGUUUUGGAGAAAAGAAGCUGCGUGUAUAAGAGUCAAAAGUCUGCAGAACAAUAUAAGUAUUGAAUUUUUUUAACACUGAACCAAAAAUUGCAGCCUCAUUCCUCACCCCAGAAAAACUGUGUUAUCUCUGGGCGAGAAGAAAGUUACUUACAUUUCAGUUUCGCUGAAAUCACAAAACUUUGUGAAGUUCUUUGGAGCACUUUCCCUGGAAAGGAAUCAAGGAAAGGUUAGACCGAACAGAAAUCGAUAAACUCGGCCGCUAAUGACCAAACUUUCUGAUGAUCUGUAUUCAGAAGACCCAGCAUUGCUCUUUAUGCAGAUGUGAAUGGAUUAAUUCAUCUCCAGGAGCGCUUACCUUUGUUUCCGCCGCCAUGUGUGGAAGGCGCAGCAGUGGCUGGGGUAUGUGAGCUCGGCCUCCAGCAGAUCAGAGAGGCUGUCCAGAGGAGGGAGGGUCUUCAGAGCAAAGGCAGAACUGGCUUUGAGAAACCUCACCCCCCUCAGGCCUUUAGGGGGGAGAGAGCUCAGAGCUGUCGAGGAAACAUCCCUGAAUCACACACACAGAAAGCAGACGGUUCGGUUACCACAAAGAGCCACAAAGACAGAAGUAGAGUUAAAAAUGGAGGUUAUUUUCAGGGUUUGGGAUUUUUAUCGUCUGGGGAGCAUCAUCUUUCCCCUGAAGUUCUGCUCAGUAUCACAGCUAAGUGUUGAUAUACAUGAAAACUUGCUGAUCUGUCACUUUUUAGUUUAUUAUUGCACAGAACAAAGCCGGGCUGUUAAGACAGCAUAAACUGCGUGCGUUGCAUUCUGGGAACCUGCAUGAAUUUAGUUUAUGAUGCAGAAAACUAACCCGUCCUUUAGUCUGUGUCCUCUGAUUGUUUGCUUUCUGUUCCAGGAAAUAUGAACACUUCAAAUCUGACGGUGUAGAUCAUGCAUACAGUGAAAUAAUAAUCAAGGCGCAGCAGCUACAGGCUCCUCUGAAAGAUAUUUCAUGCUCGGUCCUGGUUUCCUGACGAAUCCAAUUUUACAGUGCGGAGAAUCUGUGUAAUUAUGGUUUUUUUAGACAGUGCAGUUGUUACUUUAGAAACAAACCAGACACCAGGAGCGCAUGGAGAGGUACAAUAAAUUUUCCUCAUGAUUUAGUGGGGUCACUUCUGCAGCUUCGCCCUUUUGCUGCUUUUGCAGAAGUAUUGUUUGCUCUGCUGUAAUAACUGUUUGUUUUUUUCGCUACUUACCAGGCAGGCUAUAUUCAAUACUUGAUUCUGAUUGGUCAAAACCCUUUAACUGUUAUUAACCCCAAAUAACGAGGACACAGCUGGAGGUGAUAUCUAGAUAAUAAGACCCUCUGCUUAUCAGGGUCUGAUCUCACCCUGUUCGGAUGCUAUUUUGCAUAACCACCAUGCUAAUGAAGAAAUGGAAAAAACUGCAGUUCCUCAAGUGUCCACUAGAGGCUGGCUGCCAAAAACCUCAACAAACCAAUUCGGUCCUUUAUGAAAAAGACAAUUUUUACAACAGAAUCAAACAUGUUUACAGCCUCAAAAUCAUUAAAACCCAAUUUUUAACCAAAGAUGCACAAAGACAACAUCUAAAAAUAUUAAAACUGAGAAAAUUGAUCACAUUUGGAAAACUAUAUGCUUGUUUUUUACAUUUCAGGCCUGGCACAACUUUCUAUGAUUUUGAAAUGGACUGUGUUUCUUAAUGUCAGAACACUGUGCACCAGCAAAUCAAACAGUGAUCUUUAACCGUUCACAGUGUAGUGAAGUCAAAACUAUUGAGCUUGAUCUAUGUGUUUACUCCUGCAGUGUGAUAUAAUGGCAGAAAAGCUGUUUUUUUUUUUUACUGCAAAUUGACUGAGUAUAAUCCCCGACAUAUGGACUGGGCCUCGGUAGAGUGAGCAUUUCCAACAUGGCGCCUCUCCAGAAACCAGUUGGUGACUUUACAGAGAAGACAUAUGCUAUAGAGACGACAGUUUUGUUGAGCUGGUUUGUGUGACAAUGACAGCAAGUCGCUAAAGUCAACAUUUCUUUAUUGGACAUCAGUUUCAUUUUCAUAGAUUUUCAGAGUUGGUCUUUCCUUCCAGAAGAGACGUUAUUUUUUGUUUUGUUGAGGCUGUUUCUGCUGAAACAGUUGAAUCUCCCAAAAGUGUUUAACUAAUUCCCUUCACAGCCAAGUCUGAUAUUGUAUUUUUUACAUAUUCAACAAGGCAACGAAUAAAUCAAGCACAUUUUCAAGGUGAUGCAUAUUCAUUCCAGAAAUGCUUCAUCUGAAAGUCUAGUUUUGUUUUAAUUGACAUUUACCAAAGACGGCCUUCAUUUCAUCCGAAGCACAUUUCCUCUCCACUCAGCUCCCUCCUAUGAUUGGAUUAUUUUGAACCUGACAUCAGUCACAUCUUAAAAAGGUACCCAGAAGUACCACACUGGACCUUACGCAGACUAAAGGAAGACCUUUAGCAUUUCCUUCAUGUCUCUGUGAAUAGCACACAGACCAAUUCAUAUCCAAGAUAAGAGCAAAUUUCAUAUCUCUGGCUCAGGGUUUCUUGCAAUCAGAGACCUUGUAAGCUGUAGUCUCUGCAGUCUGGGCUGUUUGUUCACUAAUCAGUAUUCUGCAGUCCAGCCUGCCGGGUUGGUUGUUUACACAGACAAGCUGUCACCGCCCUCAUGUUUAUACAAUACAAUGAUAAACAUUGUUAUGAAUAUUAAUCUGGCUUUACUGACCCAGAGCCAACAUGGCCGCCUUAAUGCUGUUGAAACAAACAAACAACAAAAGAUAAAGACGAUUGUCUCUUAUCAUGCUUGACUUUGACACAAUCAUUUAUUUCCUGUUUAUGGAUUCCACCAUCUCAUCUGUAGAGUAUGAACUUUUGAGAGACUGAUUUAUUUCUACAGAUGGUGAGAAGUUGCCAAGUGUAUUAACUCCUAAACAAUAUUUAGGUGCAGUUUUUUUACAACCUCAUUUGCAAAAAAAUCUGUCACUGGAUAAACAAAAACAGUCUGGUGAUUUGCAAAACUCUAUAUUUAAUUGAAAAUAUCACAACAACAUAUGUUUUACAAUGCUUUACUGAGAAAUGUAAUUGUUUUUGGAAAAUUGCUCUAUUAGGCAAAAACUUGGACUUUAAGUUUGUAAUAUAGAAUUGCAAUAAAAGCCUCAAAUUUCAUCAUCUAUAGCACAAAACUUUAGUGAAAGGUUUUAAAAUACAUGUCUGUACGCAAGGUACAAAGUUAAAAAAAAUUAAUGUGUUUCUGAAUGUUGAAAACUGCAUGACUCUGAAGUGGAAGUCGCUGCAUGAGAUCCAAAUUAAUUCCAAAAUCCACAGUCUGUGAACACAAUCUGUUACCAUGGCUACAAGGAGAAAGGGAGGACAGAGGAAAGAUAGGAGGGAGGUAGGAUAGAGGGAAGAUGAGAGGAGGAGGGAAGGAAGGAUAGAAGGAAGACAGGAACUAAGAAGGAAGGGAGGAAAGAAGGAAGGGGGGGUUAGGAACAGAGGGAGAAAAGGAAGAAGAGAGGGAAAGAAAGAAGGAAGAGUGGAGGCAACAAAGCAAGAAAAAGAUGGGGGGAAGGAAAGAAGGAAGGAAGGUGGGAUGGAAGGAAGGAGGAAAAGAAGGCACCAAGGAAAGAAAGGAGGUAGGAAGGUAGGAAGGAAGGUAUGAAGGUUGGAAGAAGAGCCCCGGCCUGUUUUCAUUUCAGACUUUUCUCUAGUUUAAAGUUUUUGGUAAAUUGAAACAUAAAAUUUAACAAACUAUUGAGCAGCUGAAAGGUGACGAAUAAAAACAGUCCAUUCUCGAAAUCACAGGAAAUUAAAUUCUCUAAAAGAAAUAAAAUUUCUCAGUUUUAUUGUUUGAAAUGUUUGUUUCAUUUUAGUUAAAUUUGUGGUGUCUAAAUUUUGAAAAUCACUGUGUGUCUGUCCUCGGUUUAAAUUUCCCUCAUCUGUCCUGGAAAAAGGAUUUUUUUUUAAAUGGUGUAAAUUUAUUGACGAUAUUUAAACCACAGGAAAAAUUUUGACUUUGUGACUCUUAUUUAGCAUGUUGUCAUUGUACAGAUGCAGAUAUCACUUAGAAUCAUGUAGUCAGUUUAUAAAACAUAAUGCAUACAUAUCUGAGGGUGAUGUUGCCUAACAGCGUGUCCUACAGUAGCCCUACAUUGAUGUAUCUCCUAAUAACACAUGAACACGCAACAUGUUAACACUUUGUUGUAUUAUCAAAGAGAAAAAAUGAACUUAAGAUUUUAAAGCUUUUACAAAGAGUGGGGGGAAAGUUUUGGGAAAGUUUUAGGCUACUCGUCGGCAGUAUUUAUAAACUGAAAUUAUUCAUAAUCACUAUUUUUCCUGUGCCGUUUUCUGCGUCAUAGUUAAUAUUUUUUUUUCAGCAAGGUCUUGGAUCUGUUUUGCUUUCAAAAAAGCUCUGAAAAAAAUUGACUUUUGGUUGGUAGCUGUUGAUCAUAGUUGGGUCAAACAUAUUUGAGGGCUGUUCCUUGAAAGCAGCUGUGUGCUUCUGUGUACAAAACACAUUGGGUACCUAAACAGCAAAGUUUUGGUUUUUUAAUCUCUAACAGUGAGGAGAAAGACAUAUUAAUGUUCCGCAGACCUGAGGGGAAAGGCGUCAAAGGUGUUAUUGAGCUUGAAUUUCUUUUACUCACAGAAAACUUGGACCGGUGGCUCCUUCAAAAGUGUCCUCUUGGAUGUUACUGAGAAAUCUGUUGUCUCUCAAAAUUCUGCAAAAUACAUAAAACACAGUUUUUCUACAAGUGACCUUUGGUUCAAACAGCAUUUCUGCAGUUAACAUGCAAUAGGAAUGAAAAUUUAAGUUGACACUUUAAUGGCCAACAAUGCCCCGAACCAUUUUUCAUCUACUUUUCAUUUCCUCAACUUGACACAAAGAAAGAGAGGAGUAUUAUUUUUAGACUGCAUGGUGUCUGCACAUAUCUCGUCCCCAUCGAUACUCAGCAGUUCGGGGCAAAGCUGGAAAACAACAGGGCAUCCAAUCAUGUUUAGUCUUACAUAACUCUUGUUUACUGGUACACUGAGUUUUUAUGAUUAGGAGGAAAGAGACCUUAAACCUUCACUGUGUCAGUGUGUCGUGUUGCUGUUGGUGUGACAUGAAAGAAGACUCAAUUAUGAAAAAUGCUUACAGCGUGUUGAGCUUGGUGCCGUUAAAAGCAUGCGAUCUUAUUUCUUUGAAGCCGUUUCUGACCAGGUUCCUGUCAAGGACACGAUGUUAUAAGCGUGAGUUAGUGGUGAAAAGCACUUAUCACCAAGGUCAAAGAACUGAACAUCCAAUUACAUAAGUAUACGGAGACAAGUCCAAACACAUUCCUAACAAAUGGCGACAAUUUGUAGCUCCUGGGUCUGAUAAUGAGGUAACAGAGAGAAUUUGGCUCCUGUACUCACAUGUCAACAUAUCCCUCUGUGAUGCCCUGGAAAGAAUUGGCAGGAAUAACGUCUAUCCUCAUGUUUUCUGCCAUUUCUCUGCACACAGAGGAGAUAACAUUCACUCGGGCUGUUUGGCUGAUUUAUCAGUUAGACAAAAUUAUGCAUAUUCAGAAAAAAAGAUCUCUUUGAUGAACUGUGACCCAGUUGGAGGAUUUGCGGUGGGUUGGUGGCAUCGUGACAUUGAAAGAUAAAAGUGAAACCAGGCUUAAAAUAAACAACUUGGGUUCUACUUUGAGAUGCACGAUGACAAAUAUGAAGUUGUGUAGAAAGAUGCCAAUCCAGUUAAAAAAAUACACUAUUUUUAAAAAUGCAAUUACUUACAGGAUAACAUUCGGCACCAGGGAAGAGAUAGUCGUGAAGUCUGGGAGGUGUAUCAGUCCUGUGUUAGAGAUGCUCCUGUAAAGAUGAGAAAGUGAGACAAAUGAUCACACUCAGAUAAGCACAAAUCGUCAAACAAGAUAUCAGAGUCUCAGCUAGUAAAGAAGAAUUUCAGUAUGAGCUGCAGAAACUAUUAGAUUACAAAUUAGAUGUGAUUUUUCGUGUCAUGUCUGCGACGUAAAUUAAACUUUUAUUUUCUCUAGUAUGACUAGCAGUAACAAACGUUGGAUGUGCAUGUUUUCUUUUGAACAUAGAAGUCGUUGAUGUAAAUCUUAGAAAUUUUCAAAUUCUCAUUAAAAAUAUUAAAUAUUGGUUUGAAGCGAAUCAGUUGCUGCACUUAAAGCUCCUGUGAGCAAUUUUAUGACAUCUAAGAAAUGGACUUAAACUCAUACUGUUGCCUUUUUAUAAAUUGCAAAAGCAAACAGGACCAUCAAAGACAUGACUGAUGAUUUUUUAGACAUAACUUUGAAUGCCUGAAACUGGUGCAGAGGGGGUCGGUGUCAGCUGAGUAGCUAAAGAAACAGCCUUGUCUUUACAAUUUCCAUAUAAAAUGCACUACAUAUGAUAAAUCUGACGAUGAAAAGUUGGAAGAAUUAAAUUUUUUCCAUUCUUACAUCAGCAAGUAGAAGACAAUUAAAGCAAAGACUGUUUUGUCCACAGGGGGCGCCAAAAUAGACACAAACCUAAAGUUCCUCACAGGAGCUUCAAACAACUUUUUUUUAAAUGACUUUUCUGCGUAUUAGUAUUGCGUUUAAACUGUGCAUCGCAACAGAAAUUCUUACUAGUCUCUUCUUGUCGAAUGCGUUUACAAAAUUUUGCAUAAGCUUGAAUUAUUACAAUGACAUGAUUAGCUAGAAUGCCCAGCAAACCGCCCAACUUCCUGGUUUCCCCUUUUACUAAAAUUUGACCUUUAUCAUCCUUCCUGUACACUGAUGUGAUACCACUGACAUGUGCACUUGGGUUGCUUUACCUUCAGUGCUCAGAAUUAAUAGCUGUUGUAAAGAGUGUUUGGACCAAUCAGAAUUGAGCAUUUGAAUGAUUAGAUUCUGUUGACUAAAGCAGGAAUCUAACCAAAAUUUAAUGGAGCAUUUGCUGUGAUGGCAGCAGUGUUGCGUUCAUGUUUACAUUCUACAGUCCUGUGUUAAACUUAAAGUGACGUCAGAUCCACGCUAAUCAUUAGUUAAAAUGACGCUCUCAGCAUCUUAACCCAACUAUUUUACCUGCUGAUAAUAAGUUAUAACAGUUUAACCAAAAGAAAACUUGGCCGACCUCCUGGUCAGCUGGAUUUAAGUCAACAAAUGUCAGAGUAAAAAGAGCGGCUUACAGAUACUCCAGCUUUGGCAGGUCAGUGAAGGCCCCCUUUUCAAUAACCCUCAGACUGUUGAUAUUCUUCACCAAGCUGCGGGGAUAAAUUUGAGGAAAUGUUUCAGUAAUUAUAAUAUUGUUGUCAGUGGCUGUCAACAAACAAACACGGAGCAGCCCAUUGGUACAUCAGCCGCUCUGAAAGUCAAGGAUUAAACAUGCCGCUUUGUAAUUGAGCGACUAAUCCUGUGAAACUUCAAUGAAAUGCAAAACACAUACCAGCUGUUCAAAUAAAUAAUUGCUUUCAUCGUGCGGGCGUAGUUUGACGUGUAAUAGGAGGUAGCGUGUCACUUACAUUUGAGCCAGACUGUGGAGGGAAAUGAAGGCAUGUCUCUUUAUCUGCCUGAUGCAGUCGCUCUGGGAAAUCUCACUGUAGAACAAAGAAAUGGCUUCACAUCAGUCAACAGAUUAACUGAGUCUGUAAACAAAUUACAUCUUGAAAUCUCUCGGUUCAAGCUAGAAAAUGCAGGAUUUUACUGAAGCAAGUAUGAAAGCUUCCAAAAAUCUGGAGUGGAGAAAUGAGCUGCGUUUAUGAUAUCAAAAAUAAGAGUUUACUUAAAUCUCUGCUUGUGUAACAGGCUUAGUAUUAAAUGCCUGUAACUGCUGGGGAUAGCCCUCAAAAGGAAGUGACUGAUGGCCUCUUUUCUCAGAGAUAAUGAGAUUAUAUCAGUAAACACAACUUGCACUCGUACAGAAGAGCAGUAAAGAGUUACAAGACAUCACUUUGUCCAGAGAGGGCGCCAAAAUGAAGUCUAACCAAAAGUUCCUCACAUGAAUCUUAUCCAUCUCAAUUUGUUGUUGUGGUUAUUUUCCAAGAAGGUCCAGUCUUGAAAUAAUUUACCAUUAGUCUUGUUUGUCAGACAACAAUGGCACAUGGGAAUUCAUAAUACAGUUUCUAGCUGUCCUUUGUAUUUCUUUCUAUGUAAUAUUGUUUGCUUUCUUUGUUUUCUAUUUGCCAAGUGUGAAGGCCAGUAAAUGUGUGCAGCACUUUAGCUCAGGACAAAUGUCCCUGGGGGGAUCAUAUCGUAUCGUAUCGUAUCGUAUCAUAUCUUAACGUAUCGUAUCGUAUUGUAUUGUAUCUUAACGUAACGUAGCAUAACGUAUCGUAAGGUAAUGUUACAUAACGUGACAUAACGUAACACAACGUAAUGUAACAUAACGUAACAUAUCGUAUCGCAUAGUAUCAAAUUGUCUGGCAUCGUCUUGUAGUCUAUUGUAUUGUAUCAUUUUGUAUCAAACUGCAUCUUGUCGUUUUGGACUGUGUUCUAUUGUAAAGGAUCGGACCAGACUGUAUCAUAUCAGACUGUACAGUACCAUAUCGGACUGGAUCAUUUCCAAUCAGAUUGGAUUAUAUUACAUUGUAAAAGUUCCAAUAAGAUAAUAUCGCACUCAAUGGUAUCGUAUCAUAUAGAAUUGUAUCGUAUCUCAGAUGUUAGGAUAAAAUUUCAGGUAUUAUCACAUCAGAUAGUAUUGUAUCACAGUCUUGCAUUACAUAUUAGAUAGUAAUGUAUCAUAUUGAAUGGUAUUGUAUUGUAUCAUAUCAGAUUGUACGGCAAUGAUGGCAUCCAUUAAAUAGUUGUGCCAGGUCAAACCAGCGACUGCUGCAAAAAGAACUACAGCCGUAGUACAUGAGGGCCCCGCCUUAACCAUAUGGCCUUGAAAACCCCAUUUGUAUUAAAGUACUUGAAACUGAAUAUGAUAUUCAUAAGUAUGUUUAAGUGAAGGAAUAAUCAACUGAAUUUAUAAAUGCCUGUUUUUAUAAACUUUUUUAUCUUGUCCUGCCAUGUAAGGAAAGAACACACUUAUAAACUUACGUAUUUAGUGAGUGGACACGCAGUCAUGGCAUGCUCAGGUAGAUGGACAAAAAAGAUGAGAGUGGCUGUAGUGUCAUUAAAAAUUAAUACUGAUAGAUGUUUUUGAUACUAAAAGUGGUGGAUUGCACUAAUGAACUCAGAAGCUUUAUGUCCCUAAAUGACACCGACACCUUAGGGGAGCAUUUCACUCUAGAAACUAGCUGCAUGACAUUGCUCGAUAUUCCCAUUUCUCUGCACUGCACCUUUAAGAAAGUUAUUAUGAAUUUUUGUUUCAAAUAGUUUUAACAUUUCUAAGUUUUGGAUUUCUUUCUUUUUAAUAAACUUUCUUUAAAAAUAGGACGGAGCUGAUUGAUAUCAGGACACAAACCAAGGGGAAUAUGAAAAUACUACCUCCAACAUUUAUGCUUCUAGGACGCUCUGCACUCACAUGCUUCACCUCAUGUUUGGAAAAACUCCAAACAUAUAUCAAGGAUGCAUCUGGGGCAGGAAGACUGAGUGAAGAUGUGUUUUAAAGGAGGACAUAACAAAGACCUUCAGAGACAAAGUCAACAAGACUUCUUUAUGUGUCCUUGAACACUUUGUUUUCUGAUUGAGGCAACUUGGUCUUCAAAGCCACCCUUCUUCUACUUUUUCAUAAUCUGUCACUCUCUUUAAUCAGACCACAAUUUUCUUAAACUAGCAUCUCUCUUCUUCAAACAGAGAACAAUUAAAUGACACCAUCUGUGCUGCUUACAUUAUUUUCCUUUCUUUCUUGUACUCGCUUCUAAUUGCAUAAUGUAUGGUGCCAUAAUUACAGCUUUUUCACAUCUUCGUCCAGGAACGAUUUUCAGUUUGCGUCAUCAGCGAGCUCUUCUUGUCACUCUACCUUGACACAGGUUUUAUUGGCCUACUUGCACCGUAGCGUCGCAGCUUUCGGGACUGUAACCCCUUUUAAACUUCCAACUUGUUUUAUCUGUAAGUAUCUGAGGCUGAUAAGACUCGUCCCUGAGGAGCGGAGGGAGGGAGCAAAGUCAGACAACAAAAAGCCAAUUUGGAAAAGAUUUCGCCACGAGCUGAAAAUCGUUAUCAGCGGUGAUGUAUUAAUUAAACAGUGAAGCCCAUUCGGGAUAAUGUCAGUGCUUUAGGACAGAGUGUGAAGAGGCUGUAAACACGAUAAAAAUGAGACCUAAUUAACCACUGAUUAAGAUGAAAAGAGGUUAUAUUUUGGCUUUGUCUGUUUUUAGUAAGAUGUAUCACCCAGCUGUAAUCAGAUUUUUCUUAAAUUUAUAACCCUGAUAGUCAUCUCAUCGAGGGAACAGCUGAUUACUUUGGGGUGGUGAUAUUCCUAAUCUGCUAUUUCAUCAUUUAACAGCAACAGUGUGACACUUCUUACAGCUCUCUUCCCUUACAAAUAUCUGUUCCCACUCAAACCAUGACCUUACUGUCUCUAUUAUUGUACCUGUAGAGUCAUGGGUGUCAGGUAAACAGCUAAAGCGAGAGCUUUUCACACAAGUACGAGUUCACUUGAUCAUAAUAAAAAAAAUAUUCUAUUUAAAAAUUAGUUUGACCUUAUGUGCACACUUUUAAUUUGAUAAACUAGAGAUGUCUGCUUUAAAACCACUUCACAGUUUAUUCUUUAUUCUUACUAUUGCAUGCCUGAAAUAUUGGGCAAAUGUUGUGCCUAAGUUGCAGCACAGCCACCUGCCUCUAGGUGGGGCUGUAGCUCUGUCUAAAGACAAGUGCCAUGUCUCAAAAAUUAUCUACUACCUGCAUGUAAAUGAGCACAGAUGACAUCUUGCAUUCCAGCCAAGUUUUGACGUAUCCUGAUCUAGCAAAUAAAAAAUAAAGUCGUACAAAGGCUCCGUCUCGUUAAAGCUCCUGUGAGAAACUUUCAGUUUGUGUCAUUUGGCGCCCCCUGUGGACAAAGCAGUCUUUGCUUUUCUUGUCCUGUACAGGCCUAAUCUGCUGUGACAAUCAAAUUUGUCAUUUAAUGUGAACAACUUCAAAGAAAAAUGUAAAAACGGCUGUUUUUCCAGCUGCUUGGCUGACACCUACCCUCUCGUUCAGGUUUCAGACUUAAUUAAGAACAAAAUGAAUGAUCUUUAUGUUGCAAUUUUUCGUCUUAUUUGCUUUUAUAUGUCAUUAAAGGCAUCUGUAUGAGUUUCAGGCUAUUUCAUAAAUUUCAAAAAACGUCUCACAGGAGCUUUAAACUGGUAUAAAAUCAUUGGUAACCAGGGCAGGUGUGCAGACGUUAAGCUGAGGGACAAAACGCUGUUGGUGCUAGCUCUGCUAAUGUUAGCCACACUUACCCAAACACUCUUAUUUACUUGGAGACUUUCUCAUCCUGUGUUGAACUUGUGCUCGAUUAUCUGAGUUUUUAACAACUUUCAGAAAAGCGAGCUAGUUAAGAAUGUCAAUUUUCAUCUUAACUUCUAGUAAAUUAGUAGUUUUCUGACAUCCUUGAUGGAGACACUGGGUGAUUUCUCAGAUAAAUGUCAAAUAUUCUCACUAUAGACUGUUUUUGCUUUAAUUGUCUAAGAAAGAAAAGACAGUAAAUACCCUGAUUGCAUUGGCCCCAUAUGAAGGGGAACAUAUUUUAACAGCUUUGAAAAAAUUAAUGUGGUGAAAAGUUUUUUUUUAAGCACAUUCAUUGCAUUUUCCUGCAGACUUAUUUGCAUUUUUAUCAUGAAAAAAUUAAAUGUUUCAGAUAAUUUAGCUGUAGUUAGGAUUUAUAUUUGUCUUACAUGUACUUCAGAUUGGUUGUAUGUCAUUAUACUGACUGAUGUAUAUUAAACUGAGUUUUAAGAGUGAGCCAUAAUACUUCCUCAUGGUUUAGUCAAAGCUGAUAUGUCUCUUCAGACUAUCCCUGCUCCCUUUUUCCAAGUUAAACCAACUUUAAGGCCAAAUUUAUGAACAUGUGAUGAAUACUAUCUUAUUAAACAAAAGCACGAGGAAAGUGUGAGGUAACUUACAUCAUUGUAAUGUUGAUGAGCUCCUUGAAGGCAUGAGUGGGAACUUCUUUGAAGCGAAGCUGAGAGAGCCACCUGUCAGAUUUAAGUUCAGAAGAGAAAAAAUAUAAGGAUGUCACAAGUUGGUUUUGCUUUAAACUUAUUGUAAGUUGCAGUUUGUGAAAUGAAAAGCUGAAAUAUGGAGCUACAAGAAGAGUCCAUAAGAGCACCAGAAGAGGCUCAUUUAGACCUGGUCCAGGAGUGUCACAGAGGUUCCACUCAGCAGCUAUUAACCCUGAAGCUAAAAAGCUGUGUUACUCACAGUCGAGGCACGGAUUUUGGUCGUGAUGGGGAGGCCAGCUGAGUGUCUCUGCUGCACUGAAAGGUGUCCGAGCUGCAGCGGCAGAUGGUUGGACAAGUGUGCGCCCAGCAGGAACGCGCGCUCCACACACUGGACAGCGCGAGCAGGAGCCAGACCACCCGGAGAGCCAUAGGUGACACCGGGCCACUCACGAAAAAAAGGGUCACCUACUCUGCUAAAGCUCCUCGGAGUAAUUAUAAAAAAUAAGAAAAACUCUCGAAAACACACGAGAUAAUGGCACGCUCUUUUUUUGUUCCACCUGCGCCCUCAGUGAGUUUGAAAAGCUGCUGUUGCCUUCAGGUGCUGUCGUAAAUGUGAGUUUGCCUCCCGCGAGGAAGAGCCGGUAAAGUGAAACCGUGUAACUGUUCAUGAGUGAAAUAUAGGCGGACUUUAGUUUGACAGCUGAGCCGCACAAAUGUGACGUUUGGUGGGUGGAGACCAUGACAGCAUGUCAGAAAGGCUGCUGCUGUUAAAAUUAGUCAGCUGAAGUCAUACUUUUGUGUUGUUUUUGUGUGUUUUGUAAAGGGCCUGCAGGAUAAAUCACUUCUCAAAAAGAGGCUUAAGGAGUUUUAUACUGACUUUUAGAUUUCUCACUCAUAUUUUAAUGCCUGUUCAUGACCUGUGUUGUAAAUUAAGCUCAACAAUGGUUAAUCAUAGCCUCAAGAAUUUUAGUUAAGGUCCUUUCACACUGGGAGCGUUUUUUCGUGCCAUAUAUUUGCGUCGUUCCCCGUGAGUAAAGACCUUAAGCCUGUCUAUUCAAAUUUAGAAAUUAAUUACACGGAAUAUAAAUAUUUCUCCCUGCUGGUUGCGAUGUUAACAUGUAGUUACUGUAAGAUUGGUUUGUGCUCAAGUCCUCGGAACCAAGUUGUCCAUAGUAUAUACAGUCCAUGGUCAGGAUACCAGAACUGUGACGAGUUAUCUUAAAUGAAUAUAUCUGUUCAGGUUUUUUAAGCUUACAGUAAUAAAUCAGACUUGAUGAAGUUUUGUAGCUGUUGACAUUCAUUUACUUUUGAGAGAGCCAGAUCUUUAUUGGGUGACUGGAGAAACAUAGGAAAACCCUGAACAGUCAUCAGGAUCAACUCAACAUAAAAAGUCCUCAUGAUGCUCUAAAAGUAGGCAAAAAUAGUCUCUGUGUGACUCUGUGAGAUAUAACAAAUGUGUUUGAACUGCUCCUGGUCUCCCCUAGUUUUAUUCAUGGGAAAAUAAGAGAGAAUAAAGUUACUCAAACUCUCCUCAGGUGCUCUCUGCCUGCUCCACAAUAACUGUCCCUCCAUUAGGUUACAAUAGUGCCAGCACUGCUGGUGCUCAGAUUAAACAGACUUGAUGAGUUUCAUUGUUGUCGACUUAACUCCCAAACAUUCAAAUACUGCCAACAAACCUUUUUCUAAUCCCUGAUUUAACCAGAAAUGAGCGACUCGGGUUAUGGUGUUAUGUUUGCCAGAACACCAUGUGCUUUUUUUUAUUGAGUUUGUUAUUCAUGUCCUCUAAAAUGAUCUCUGCUCCAUUCUCCUGAUAUGCAGAAUAAGACUGAUGUUAACUGUGUUUAAUGCAGUAAUACUUCAACAUUAUGCAUGCAAAAGGACCAGCAAUCACUAUUUACAAGGUGAUGGAAACAUAACUUUACAUGUGCACUCGAAGGCGUGACAACCAACUCUAACUGAGGCUGCAAAUCAAAGCGUAUGAAACAUUAUUGGCUUAUUUAAAUGCAUAUUAAAGACAAGAGAGACAAGAUAGUUCAACAGCUUUCAUGAUGCUCCAUUUAAAAAAGCCAAAAUAGUUAAAAAAUAUAACAUUAGAGCCAUUUCUCCUCUUUUUUUUUUUAAUUACAACUGAGGUAGCUGCAAAAGCGUUAAUAACAUGUACCUGUAACCUGUCAUGAUCUGCAGCUAAAAACCUCUUAAUACCAUAUUUUCAACUCCGAAAUUUAAUUCACUUAGGAAAGGCAGUGAAUCGUGAGUCCACGUACAAGAGUGUACUUUGUCAGUAUGAUGCUGUUUGUGUUUCUCUUGUAACAGGUUGCUCUGCCCCCUUUUAACUGCGUCUCAGGCAGGAUGCUUCUGUUUGUUCUUCCACUGGAAAACCCUUUUAAUUGGCCGACCUGUCAACCUGGGAGGAGUGAAGUGAGGGUCAAAGUGCUGCAGCUUCACUCAUUUAAAAAUUUGCUGGAAAUCUCAGACACUUCAUAAGCUGCCUGAUUUAAUAGGAUUUAAAGAGUAUAUAUUUACAACACCAGCACUUAAAUACCCCAGGAACCUCUUAUAAAUAUUACAACACUUAAGACACGCUUGUUUAAAGUCUUCGAUGAUACCCCUGAGGCUUUGUAUUGACUCCUUUCUGCAGACUGAUGCAACAGGAGUUGGUCCUCCAGAGUUUGAAAUCGUGACUGCUGUUGUAUCAUCCACUGACAUUUCAGUGGGCUUUUUAUGCAUGCAGGAAAAGUCUGGACCGUAACACAAUCUGUGGCGAUGCAAUUCUGAAACCCAUCUGCACUCAUCGACUGAUAAUCGAGCUUUAAUUUAUCUCAAUAAACACAACUCUGCAUGCAAGUGCACAAGCUGCUAAAUGUCCCCGAAAUCCAUCUCCAAUCUCAAGUUGCAAGUCGGACAGUAAACAAUGCAGUGCAGAAAGAGGAAAGUCUCAGACCAGAGGUGUUUUUACUGAGAAACUGACGACACCAGAAGACUUUAAAAGUUUUACUUUUAAGACAAAAGUCCAUGGGCUCUGAGAUUAGUAAGAAAUGUAAUCUGGGGGAAAAGUCUGUGAGGAGUAAAAGAGAAAUGAUGAUUCUUUGUUUGCAAAACUGUGCACUCAGGGCACUUAUUCUGCAGUUCUUAUCGCGAAGAGGAACGACUGGGUGCUAAUAGACUUGUGCCUCAUACAAGCCAAAAGAUUACUUUGAGUUUCUUCUCGUUUCCUCAUAUUUCCUUUUGCAUCCUUGAACCUUUUUUGCUUUUCUCAGUUUUUAAAUUUGAGCAUUUAGUCAGAGCUGUGAUUCUACGUGCUGUAAUUGAGUAUUUAAACAACAGCAUAAUAAGGAGACGGCUAAUAGACUUUUUGCCAGAUUUGGCUGCUCCAGACUGAGCCUGGGGCCUCCCCAACCCGCAAUCCUAAAUAUCAGACAUGUCUGAUAUUUACAGCCUCAGGUUGGACUUCCUGCAGUAACCUUUGAGAGGAGCAGACUGGGAAGUGUCACCAUCCAGAUGUUGCACUCAUUCACAGCUUGCAAACAUGCAGACAUGCUGCAAAAGGUUGGAGCCUCAUCUAUCUAUAUUGUCCUUUCACCAGGGCAGCCAGCUGAUGGUGCCCGUCAUCCUCCAUGUUUGUUUUCUGAAGUCAUGGUUUACCAUGCAAGUUUUUGUGAGAUCUUGACUCUGUGAAAUCAUUGCCACAAAUCUUAAAGGGGUAUUCCAGUGUUUUUGAAAUUAGAUUGUAACUGGGAAUUUCCACCACAUCCGGAACGGCUACGAAAAGGCCGUAUCCGCCGAUAGUAGCCGAUCAUAACUAUUCAAGUUCCGCCGCGGAUCGCCGGACUCCACAGCUGAUUGCAUGAGUUGUUUUUUUUUCCAGACACCGGAGCAUGCCGGAUAAAGUCAGCACAGAUCAACCCGUGCUGGAAAGGAAGCCGGUCACAGACAUAAAAUAAAACAUCCGGCUUCCGAAACAGGCGGACUCUGUGUUUCAGGCGGACCGUGUUUCACACCAUGCAAACGGGCGGAGAUGAACAAGUGAAAGGUUUUCAGACAGCAUUUCACCCCGAUGACGGCUUGACGGCAUAUAUACACGGGUUUGUGUAAACUAAAACUUUUCUGAAAACGUAGUGGUGUGCACGCAGGGUGAAAGUCCGUUUGUGAAAAUAGCUGGGCACGUGUAAACGAAGAUGAGGGCUUGUAACAGAGUCUCUCAAAAUAAGCUUAAUUAUUCAGCGGAGUUGUUCCCGUCAGUUGCUUAAUUAGCAUCUUAUUUCUCCUAGUACACUUCUUAUACAACCUCAGUUCAAAAAUUCUGAACUAUCCCUUUGAUUAUGUGUGUUUCAGCAGUAAUGUUGAAAUCAGUCUGAACCGUCCUUUAGUGUGUGGUUUUCCAAAAUAUAUUAAAACUGAUCAAGACAUAAAAGUUGGGCAGUGUGAGGCCAGCUGAACAAAAUAGUGUUUGUUUUGAUAAUAAACUCCAGUAAAAUAUUGACAAUAACACAUUUUUCCAACAAUAUCUGCUCUUACCACAUCUUAUAUAACAACAAGAGACGGGACAGCGACCAGCUGUUGUCACAUUUUCACCAGCAUGUCAAAGAAAAGCUGCGUGUCACUGCCGUCCUCAGCUGCAUCUCUUCUGCUGUCUGACCCCGUUUACCACGCUCUCAUCCACAUCAUCCUCCCCGCCAGGGUGACCCGUGUCAGCGGAGCAGCAGCACCUUCUUUCUAACCGCUGCUGUGUAACAAGCUCACACAAAACUACACACAAACCUACACACAAACCGACACACACUCUGAGAGCCCCCUGGAGAGGUUACUGCCCAGCGCUGUUUACCAAGACUCACACAUCCUCUGCCUCGCACAGUGUCAACUUCUACUACUGUAUGUUUAACCCUGCAGACAGAGAGAGAAAAGACACGCUGACUGCAAGAGAGGGAGGCUAAUUUAUGCACGAGGGUCUCUGCUCACAUCAGCCCACAUCUUCAUGCUAACCGCCACGCUGCGCAUCAAAUCACACCCAGAAGGUCACGCACAGCGGGGAGUCACUUUUCCAGAAAAAGACAGACACCAUUUCAAAAUUACAGACGCGUCACAUUAAAAUUUCAUAAUUGCUUGACAGAAAGUGAAAAAUAAGUGCUUACACCUAUUCUAACAGCUGCACUCAGGUCGAUUGUUGUAUUAACGCCGCUCUUCAAGCAUUAGCUGUGCUUUAGCGGACGACCUUUUUCCUGCAUCGUUGAAUUUAUCAGUGCCGCUGGAGCGACUAAUGCUGCAACUCCCUGUUGAAUUAUACGCUAUUAAAUUACAGUUGAUUCUUAUUAUGGGGCUGAGAUGAGGGGGCAAGACGGGAGCAGUGUUUUCAAGGAGGGGAUGAGAUUUUAAAGUCAGUAAUAACAUGUCGAGGGAGAGUUAUUUUGUCUGAUGUUUUUCAUAAUUUAGUCUCAUGCAUGAGUGUUUCAUGAACAGAUACUCUAAUAUGUGAUUUUAUUUAAAAAUGCUUCCAAAUAAUGACCCCAAAUGCACUCCAGAAAUAGGCAGACAAACAUUAUCAAUAUAUAAAAGGCUCCUCAGACUUCUCUGUUUGUUUUUUCUGUUUCUGCUGGUUGUUAUUUUGACUAGAAAUGCUUGAACCGUCGCUGUGUCACAAUCCAGGGGGUGCAGCCUUCGAAGGCCACAUUUGAUGACCGAAUGCGCCGCAGCGGCACAAAGAAUUGGACAAAUCUGUCCUUCUUUUCCCAGGCCAUUAAGGCUGCAUCAGUCGCAUCCCCACUUUGAAUUAACCUUUCAUAAUCUCAGGCGUGCGUCAUCUUGCGCCGCUUUAUUUCUACAUAAGCACAGAAUGGACAAACUACAAACGUAUGCAUUUUUUAAAUUUGUGGUGUGCCGGUUGGAGGAUGAAGAAGUGGGGAGUUGGAGAUGUUUUGACGGCUUAAACUUGACAUGAGAGGGAUCAUACUUGUUGGGCAUCACAGAAGCUUUUUGUCCUUGAAGGCCACCAUCACUUCACCAACAGCAGGGGUGAGCAAGGGAGCAGUGAAUGAAGUAUUUCCAUUUCUACUCACAGUACUUUUGUAGAUGUUAUGUGUAUCUAUAGGGUUGUCUCUAAUUAUUACUGUGUCUUUUUGGUUUGCCGCCAAGGUCAUAUCAGGUCUGUGUGGUUAUUUUUAAGGUCUCUCUUGUUGUUUUGUGUGUCUCUUUAGCUGUCUUUUGUUUCUUUCAGGUUGUUUUGUGAGUAUUUGUGUUGUAUUUGUUGAUCUGAGACGAGCCACACCAUGUUUCAGCCGUAUUACAUAUUUCAGGUGUUGAUCUGCUUUUGUUUGUGGUCGUGUUGUAUUUGCCAUUUUGUGUUUUUGAGUGGCUGAUUUCAAGUCUUCAGUAUCUUCUUUUUCUUUUGGAUGUUAUUUUGUGUUUUUCUUCUUCCUUUGUUGCUUCUCUUGGUUUUCCUUUGGAGUGCCAUGUUGGUUAUAACUUAACUUGUCAUUUUGUGUUUCUGCGUGGGCUUUUUGAGGCCGUUUUGAACACUUUUGGUGUGUUUUGUCACUUGUUUUGGCGGGUUUCGUGUUGCUUUGUUGUCAUUUUGUACAUCUUUGGUCAUUUUAAUCUCAUUUGUAGUUGUUUUGAAUCUCUGGUGCGUCAGUAUCCUUCUAUUUGUGGGAUCUUUUUUCACUCUGUUUCUAUUUUGGAUCUCUUUCUGGCAGCUUUUUACCUUUUUGUUCUCAUUUGAGAAUUUAUUUGGGUUGACAAUAUCCUCAAAGUGUUUGUCAAAGAAAUCAACAUAAUUGUUCCUUAAUUCCUAUAACAAACGGGUUUCCAUGACAGCUUCCAAUCAGAUUAGUGAUGGAAAAAUGUCAUAAUAGGCAUGAGAAGAAUAGGGUACGAGGGAAGUAGACCAAGUGAUAUUAUUGAUAAGGGUUUUUGAACAAUAGUUUGAUGAUUCCCAGACUCUAAACAAGAAGGGAGGGAGUUUAAACAAACAUAGUGAUAUCGUUAUCCUAAUAUUUUAGAGCCACAAUAAUUGUGGGGUGAAAAUCUGACAUUCAGCCAUAAUAAGAAAAGAUCUUGCAUCGUGUAAACAGAUUACACUUAAUCUCUGUGUCAGAAAGGUUGCAAAAGUGGUCUUGUAAACCCACCUAAUGUCACUAAAAUUCACCUUAAAGACGAUUAAACUGUUUUUAAACUGACCAGAUUAGUGAUUUAUUUGGGGUGUGGACAGCAAGCAGAGUAAGAAGCUCAAAACUCUUGAUAUGAUGUCAGUACAAGAAGCAAAUACAAGCAAUAAUAAGAUGUCAGAUGUUUUUUUUUCUUCAGUUUUUUAUCCUACAAUUGGGUCAGAUGAGCUCAGCUUUAUUCAGACCUUAAAUAAUGGGCUAAAGGUGUGAUCACUCUUAACAUUUCCACCCGUACCUGCUCCAUUAAAGCUUCCUUUUUUAGGGGUCGAGGCACUUCUUACGUCCGUGUGUGUGAGGCUGUUGACCUGUCAGCAUCCUGCGGGUCAUCAAAGCACACAAGGUGAGCGCGAGGAGCACCGCACAACGCAAAGUGACAUGACCCGGUACGACAGGAUAACACAUUUCAACACAAUGAAACGACAGAACACGAAGCAAAAACACACAAAACAACAAAAGGAGCCAACAUUAGAGAACACAUCACAACAUGGGGGCGCACAAACAUCAGAGCGACACAUCAGUGUGUUGUGAAUCAGAACAGGCCUGCAGUCAUUACUGAAAGUGGUGGAAGCAGCAAUCGGUGUCAAAUGCUGUUUACUUGCUAUUUCCACAUAAAGUGACAUUUCCAGGGAGCAAGUUCACAAGCGAACACACAUCAGUGUGGCAUUUGAGGUAAUUGGAAACAGGGGCACCGAGUGUGUUCGGAGAGAGUCCCUUUGUUUUAUUCUUUACUGUAGCUGCAGCUCAGCGGAGAAGAACGACUCUUUUCCAACGCUGUCACGCUGAACUGUUGCCUCUUUAAAAUGCGAUAAAACAAACCCCAGACCGCUCCGAUUAAAGCAGUAUUACAUAACAUUACAUUAAGGAGGCCUUCAGCAAACCCUCUUAAUUAUUCAUGUAAAUUCAGCGCAUUUGAAUCAAACGGAAAUGAAACGUAUCGUUCGUUCAGGCGGGACAGUGGCUCAUUCACAGCUGUGUGGAUACAAUCAUGCACGAGCACACAGCAACCGUUAACACCUGACACUUAUUACUCUUAUUUUUUAAUCUGCUCGUGUGCACAUGCUCUGUUUGCAGCUGCAGCUCCCUCCUAAAAACCCUGUUUUUCAAAAAUGGCUGUUUUUAUGCUCAUGUACCUUUUAAAGGUGGAGGUUACGCUUCCCUGAAAAACAGCCGGUACUUUCUUGCUGUGUGUUUUCGAGUCAGUGUCUCAGUCAGUCUCUGGUGUGUUUGCGGUUGAUAUUUUAUGUAUACUAGGUCAAUAAGUAUCAGCUUUGCAAAUUGGCCCUAUAAGGCAUGAAUUUUGAUGUCUCAGCCCGGAGGCUCCUGUUAAUAAACUCAUCACGAAAUCUCCAACUUGCGAAACUGCUGAUAUUAAUGAAGUGGAACCAAAAAAUACUUUUAGGUUUUAGGAGUGCUUGAUUGAGGUAAAACAGGGUAGCUUAUUUAUUUAAUAUCUGCACAAACUAGAGCCUGUAACAGAAAUAAAAAGAGGAUAUUCAGACUUUUUACUGUGUUUAUCCUCUCUAACCAGGAGUUGUACGGGGAAUCAAGCCUGAAAUCUGAUUGGUAGUUGACUGUUGAACAUUUCAAAAUUGCAGUUUUGCUUUCAUUAGUGACGAUGGACCAAACAGCAACCUCAGUGUAAUAAUGAGUGUCAUGGUCAGGCUCAAAAACAGGCUUAAUCAUGCAGCACAGUAGGGUAUAUGUGUAUUUAAUGUCAGUAUUUGACAUCUGUAAUAGUGCAUCUUUGUUGUUCUUGAUUUGAACAUGUUUUGGUGAUGAUGAUGUUUUUUAUUUAGGUACGAAGGGUUGAUUAAAAAAGCUCUAGUUCAGCCUGCUCGCCUAGAAAUUCACAAGUGUUCUGUUUGCUCAUAUUUAAGAACAAUUGAUACAAGAAAACCUUCAUAAAAUAGACAGGAAGUGUAUCAGCCUUGUCGUUGUUGUUUAUUCUCUGUUCAGUUGGGUAUUUUGACCAGAAAUGACACAAAUUCACUUGGUAAUAUUUGAGUUUUUUGCAGUGCAGACACAACCAGUAAGAUGUUUGUCAUGCAGUAAAUGUAAAACAUACUACUUUAACUGAUGAUGUUAUGUAUAACGUAGCAGAUUGCAGUACUUUCCAUAGAAAUACUUAUUCAAAAGUCGAAGCACCAGUUUUAAAAAGUACUGAUGCACAAAAUGCUGCUCAAGUAAAGUAAUGUGAAUUCAUAUAUGUAACUACUUUUCGCACCUGCAAACAUGGUACUGAAAGUCCAAAACAGCUGAUACUAAACUGCUUUAGUUUUGUAAAGAAAAUACAGGCUACAGCACAAAACUGCUAUCAGUGAAAACAGGCCCUUAUGCAUUGCCACCAUGUUGAAUCAUUUAUGUAAGUUUAAAAGGCCUACACACAGCAAAGUGACAUCUGUAGGUACUUGGAUGUUAAUAGUGAAAGUAGAUGUGUUUGUCAAAGAUUUUUUUAACAUGCAUGUUGGACAAAUACCUGCCAGUGUAAAAGGAAAGUCAGGACAUCUCUGUCACUCUUUGAAAUCAAUUCUUCACUUUAUGCAUAGGAGGAUUUUUUAGGAGGAGCCAGGAUGACCUGAUGGUGUAACUGAUGAUAAAAAAGAAUUCACAAGGCUCCACACUCAAGGGCACCACAGGAGUCUUACAUCACAACAAGGAAGUGAAGUGACGGCCAAGGAGACAGAGGGAGAGAGAGCAAACAGAGUUCAGCAUGUCAAACAAGCACAUGAAACACAUGUACAGCAUUAUGUGACUGCACAGUUCAGCUCUGAUGUUCUUCUUUAGCCCUUAGAGUUCAUGAGAGCUUUGAGGGCAGUCGAUGUGGGAUACUUCCACUUCAGCAGGUUAUAAUCAUUUCCAUAUACCCUCUAAUUACUCUCCCUCACUCCCACUCAGAAGACAUUUUGCAGAAUGAGCACCAUGAGGAUGGCAUGUUAAUGAACGUGGGCUAAACAAGCAACCAACAAACAGGGGGAGUCAUUAUUAUGAAUUAUUAGGCGGAAUUUAUUCACUCUUGUUUUUAAUGGCGUACAACCUUGAGGCCGUCCGCUCUCUCUCGGAAUUCCCAAUUGCACACACACACACACACACACACACACACACACACACACUCCCAUAAACACAUGCUUACACACGACCAGGCAAUGAUGCCGACAGCUUAUCAGGACAGGAAUUCAGCGGUCCUUGGACAUCCAAAAUACGGCUCAGAGUUAUCGCUCGGAGAGAGUUACCCUGUUCGCACCAGAGCAGAGCUGAAGCUUGUUCAAAAUAGAGAUUAUUGGGUCCUUGAUAAUGCUCAUCACUCUUACACUACUUUCCUUUUCACUCCCGCCCUGUGUUUGACCCGUACUGCAGGUCGUUCAGUCUAACUGCUUUUAUUCACACUUGACUGACCUGGUUUUCUAAUUAAUUACUUCAUUCUGAUUGGUCAAAACCACAAAACUACAGGGAUUCAUCGUCAAUUCUGGGCACUUGGAAUUCUAGCACAUUUUACUCCUGCCUGUUGACACUGUGGCAAAAACUUUCUUGUUUUCUUCAAUUUGGAUGAUGUCUCCUAAUUAACAUCCCUCACUAGUUUUUGCACUUGUUUCUCUCCUCUUGUCUUCUUCUUUUCAGACACUAACAAGGAGCUUCAAGUUUUGUGUUUGUAAAUAAAAUGAAGGCGAUAUCAAAAAUGAUGCAAUGGGAAAGUGAUGUUCUGCCACAUUGUCAACAGGAAGAGGUAAAACCCUAGCCCCUGGAUUCCACCAUAUGCAGAUCCGCUCUGCUCCACUCAGGAACGGCAGGUGGGUCGAAAAAUGCAAGCAUACAGCGCCCACCGUAUCCGAUCCACCACCGUAAGCAAAGAAGAAGCACUUGCUAUAUUAACGAUAUUUUGCACGAGACUGGACGGGAUCUCACGAGAUCUCGCGUGUUGCACCGUGAGACAUUGAAUGAGAUCAACAGUGUAUAUAAACACCCACAUUUCACAACCCUGGCCCCUCCUAUUAUCACGUGACACACAGUUCAACUUAUUGACUUUAUUUUAUUUUGAAAAUUGACCGGAUAUUUUACUCUGUAGCCGCAUACAACUUUCACUGCCGCACAUUGAUUCCUGUGGAAUUUAGUUGUUAACUUCAAACAUGCGUUAAGCUCCUUUUCACAGACUGAUAUGAUAUUGGUGGUCGCUUUUAUUGUUUGAAAUUAACAAUUGCUGUUGAAGGGUUUGACCAGUCAGAAUCAAGUAUUUAAAUUGAGGUGAGUAAUUGGAAAGAAAACCAGGAAAGUCCAAACCACCUGUUCAUCUCGUACUGAUUCUUUUUCCUUUCACAGAAACAGUAAACUCGAGGAAGAAGUGCACUUUAGCCUCCUCUGCCUCUUUGUUUGACACUCUCACAAUAUCAACAGCUCUUAUUCGGAGUGGCUGCAGUUCUUCAGUUUGAUCAACAGGUGUCCGAGAGCACUCCUCUUACAUAAAUGUGGGACUGAGCUCAGGAUUGGUACUGUAGCCGGCUGCUCUUUGAUCUCUGAUUCAUUCUGAUCCAGAGCUGAAGAAUAAUCAGUGUUGUGAAAAUGGGACACAGGCCCAGUUACAGCCCCAGUGGAGAGCAGAGAGAGCUCAAAUGAUUGUGUUCGGAGAGUCAGACAUGUAGAGAAAUUCUAUUUUCCAGAUACGGUCUGAGUGCGUGAGGACUCUGGAGUUACAGCUCGUAAACAGAAUAUUGAUGAAAGAGUUUGCUUUUUUACACCACUUGAGAUUUAAAGAAAAUCAUUUUCCUGUUGUGUUUGCUCCGACAAAAGCACAUUGUGGUGUUAAUGAUUUGUUUUCAACAUUCAUUAAGCAUCUCUUUUGUUCAAAUUGGAAGAAAAGUCGAUGGUUUUUUUUUUCGUUAAUUACCUGCUCACUUGAUAAACACACAUUUCUGACGAAAUAACGACUCUCUUUUCAUGUUUUCAAAGUUUCCUUUAAUGAGAUAAUUAGCGGCAAUUAGCAAUCAGUCAGCGUUACAGUGCGCUAUGCUGUUAAAUGUGCUCUGGAUGACUCAAGCAAAGAAAUGAAACAUGAAUAUGAAACUGUUUCGUUUCUCUAUGUGCUUAGACACAAAGAUUUAACUAUUACUACAACUGAUAAAACUGAAUUUGAUGGUUUUCAUGUAUUUAAUUGAAGAGCAAGCACCUCUGAUUGGUGUGGAUAUUCAUACGCGCUCAUGGCAUAGCGAGUUUGCACAUUUAGGAAGGUUUAAUUAAUAAGUGAUAUAUCCAGCUUUAGAGCAACAUAUGCUGCCAACCUGAUGUUUACUUUUUCAGAGAAAACUUCAAUCCACAUUCAGCAGGGGUUACAACAGCAUGGCUCUGUAGUAGAAGAGUUCUGCUGCUAAACUGGCCUGUCUGCAGUCUUGACUUCCAUUAUGGCACAAAUAUAUGACAAAUAUGGACCAUAAACAUUUAGCCUUUCCUUUAUUUCAUUGAUUGUGUUAUGGUAUUCUCAGGUUUUCCAUUAACAGUACGAUAAUAUCAUUAUUGUGAUAUUCUAUGGCCUUGAUAAUUGCAAACCUUUCAGUUUUAACAGCUCUCAACCCAGAUUCAUUGUUUAUAUCAGUGUUUCCUAACUUUUGUUAAAUUGGGUUUGCUUAUUUCAUCUCCGUGUUAAUCCAGAUAGCCGGCUGCUCCGUCCAGAGAGGGGGUCAAAAUAACAAGCAUCCUGCCCCGCAUUAGAACAUUUUUGGACACUUUGCACAUUCGAUUGUUUUUGUUUGAAGUGUUUCGGUAUCAUCCCCAGUUUUGUCGCUAAAAUAUGUUUUGUAAAAAAAAAUAAAGGCACAACUGUUCACAACUUCUGCUCUUCAUGUAAUUCCAGCAGAUUUUUUUUGGGCCUCUGCAAACAUCAAAGCGUCCUUUUCUGGUGCCAGCUGGAUUACUGCAGCACUGGUGGCAUUGGCUUGUGUGUGUGUCUGUGUGUGUGUGCUUUUAAGUGUGGUAGAGUUGGACUAAAGCCCGGCCAUUGGCAUAUUAGAGUUGGUAAACAUCCCCACACACAUUUCCUCUUGACGUUGAUGAGAGGAUUUUGCAGAAGAAGAGGCGUCGUCGUCCUCUGAGGGAGGUGUCUGCAUUGUGGCUCUGUGGACUGAUCCACUCGAGGCUCUGACAGUCCUCUCUGCUUAUUUUCUGCAGCAGGACGUCUUGAGGACGGCACUCUCUGUACCCGGUGGGCACGAUCUGAGCUCUGUGGGCGAGGCUGGCCCUGGACGUUUAGCUCCUUGAGUUAAAUAGCUGAAAGGAAUGCUAUGCUUUUAUCUUAUCAGUCUUGCCCUUCAGUCGACUCUGUAUUUUGUUUGUCAAACAAAGAAUUAACAAGUAUCACUGACAGAGAGCCUCACAUCUGCCAAAACGAGCGGUGGCCCACGAGGGAAAAGUGCUACAGCAGCCAAAAAAACUGGCUGCGAUACAAAAACAUGGAAAUAACAACAACAGAAACAUGCUGAAAAAAGAGGUGCAGAACCGGUUUAAAAUCAUAGAGUCUCCAAAACACGUAAAUGAUCUAAAGAAAAUAAACCCUUUAAACAAAUUCUGUGAAAUAUUCCAUAAUUGUCUGAUUUUUAUGUACAGUUUGUGUAUCAUUGCCAAACUGUCAACUUAGGAGAGGAACUGAGGCAACAAGCUAUCCUCCGAUCCCUUUAGCUUUCAUCUGAUUGCAGAUAAACUUUUAUUAAUCUCUAUAAACAGAUGUCUGCGUUCAACUUCAGGUAGUAAUCUGCACCAGGAUGUUAUCCUUUAAUUCAAACCUCUAAUUUCUUUGCUUCUCAAGUCAGACUGUAAAUGCUGAAGCAUGCAGAAGAAGAAGUUUUGGUUGGAAGUUCUUUCUUCUUAAUGACCAGCAACACCUGCAAUAAAUUCACAACAUCCCCUUCAAACCAACUGAACACCACAAAAACAAAGGAAAUCAUCUUAGAUUUCAGGAGGGGCAGAGCGGACCUGACCCCACUUUACAUCCACAGGGACUGUGUGGAAAGGGUCCACACCAUGAGAUUCCUGGGUGUGCAGAUAUGCGAGGACCUCUCCUGAACUGCGAACACCUCGACGGUGGUGAGGAAGGCCCAGCAGCGUCUCCACUUCCUGAGAGAGCUCAGGAGGAGCGGUGCUGGUGACCCUCUACAGAGGCACCAUAGAGAGCAUCCUGGCAUACUGCAUCACAGCUUGGUAUGCGGGGUGCUUUGCAGCCGACAGGAGAGCGCUACAGAGGGUCAUCUGCACAGUCCAGAAGAUCACAGGCUGCUCUCUACCCAGCCUGGAGGACAGUACCUACUCUCGCUACCCGAGCAGAGCUGGCAACAUCUUUAAGGACUCCUACCACCCCGAAAAUCAUCUGUUUGACCUUUUACCGUCGGGCCGAAGGUACAGGUCACACAAAACAAGGACCAACAGACUCAGGGAUAGCUUCCUCCCGAGAGCUAUCACUGCAGUCAACAACAACAACAACAACAACAACAAAUCCAGUUGAACCUGUCCCCCUCAACUAACAUAAAUAAUGAUCAUAUAUUAUUUAAAUACUAUUAUUUUGCACCAAAGGACGCAGCGCUCAAAUUUCGUCGUACAACAAUUACAAUAAAGGCGAUUCUGAUUCUGAUAAACAGUUUUAAUUAGAUACAUGAUUAGGACCUUAUAAGAGAGAAAAGCACUAAAAAGUCAUGCCACUGGACUUGUUUGUUUUGCUAAGUCUUGAAGCGCCAUCUUCAGGGUAAAAUACCGCUCUGCACGGGGUAUCGCUUGCUUCAGUGUGUGACUUUUUAAAAAACAAAAAAGUUUUUUAAAGUGGGUCAUAUACUCAGAAUUUUCUAGUUACUUUCUUCUUCAUUGAAGUGAAAUUCUCAAUGAUAUCAUAUUACAUCUGGUUUAUUUCUUAAAGUUUUCACAUAUUUGCCUUUAUCCAAAAGUAUAGAGCAGGGUUUUAUUUUAGAUAUCGUGAAAACUUUCUGCUAAAUUAGAAAAACUCUGCCCACUGUGAUAGGCCUGACCACAAUAAGCCAUGCUGUCAUUGCUCACACUAAUGAGGAAAGCUGGCCCUACUUUAUGUUUUUUUUGUUCUUUGCAACUAUGAGUUAUGAUUAUCAAAGCGAGUACUACAAGAGAGCGAGAUAAAUAAGUCGAGGUCUCGAGAAAAUACCAAAUAAAAUCUGUCUUUAUCAGCAAAACACAGAGUACAUAAAAUGAAUGGACUCCUGCUGUUUAGAGCUGCCGUAGUUUGUCCCUUGUCAGCCACCGUAAUAAUCUUUGCCCACCAUAUGAAUCACUCAGGUACUCUUUGAACCUGGAGAGCUCAUAAAGCAGAAAAAUCACAGCCUCAUCACGCAGCUUCACGAGCAGUUUCCAGAGGACAGCUGGUGUCGCCCAUCAAGACACAGAAGCAGCUGGGACUCCUGGUGGCAUCCAAACAUGCUAAUUAAAAAUUGAAAAUAUGAAAGGCUACAAUUUUAAUGAGAAGCGAAUCAUUAUGUGACAUUAUAUACUCUCGGGGAACACAUUAAGCCGUCCAAUCACAAUUUGGAGAAACCACACGGUAGUAUAAUCCCCUUUUUGUUGGUUUGGGUCAAAGGUUAAAUCUGCUUCUCUAUUGGAGCAUUAAAAACGGUUUGUUUGUGCUGCUGCAUGGAAACUGGUGCAUUUAUGUGACGCAUUCGAUACAUGACAUACAUGCAAACUAUGAAAUCAGUUCUGAUAAUUAAUCUAAAUAUUUUUGGCAUAAGUGUAAUUGCGUUUUGAUUCGACUGUCUUACAACUUUUUGCAGUUUUCCUCAUUUUUUCUUCAGACAUGAGUGUCACAUUAAUCACAUCUUCAUCGGAUCUUGUAGUCUAGUUAAACCACUCAAUUUGUCAUUUACGUAAUUCAUUAGAGACCUGGCAUUUGGCACAAUGAUCAGAUAAUAGUGGCCUCAUUAUCGGAGAUAAAUGACCAUCAUCAGCCACACAGUGGUGCUAUGAUUAAAGGGUUUGCUGAGGAGGCCAUGCCCUCCACUUUGUAGCACAGCUCCCACAGUUAUUUACAGUCCUUACUAGUUCACUAAUUAGUUUUGUGGGAUAUUACUCCAGAAUUGAUCACGAAACAUUAAAAACAAAUAAGAAAUUCAGUUCAACAAGUGAUUCUAUGUUAGUAACUUUCUUCAACACAGCGCUCUAUCUCCUCUUCACCAGCAUUACCUCUCCUGACUCUGCUACACCUGGUCUAACAUGGUCAAAUCUGCCCUCAGGCUUGUGUCGUCCUUUUUCGCCUCCAAACCAAACCAGGUCAGACAAGCCAGGCAGCGAAAGAAUUGGGAAGUGUCCAGCAGAAAGUUUGAGCAAUCCAUCACUGGACACAAACUGGUCUUCAGACUCCAACCUGCUGGUUUCUGUCUCUGAUCACAAAUCACAUGGACGACAACUCCGGGAAGAGUCCCAAAACUCUGGAGGGUCACCGAAACUUUGUCUCUGCUUAAACAGCAUCCUACAAGAAGGACCAGAGGAGGGCGACCACAAAAAGAGACCUGUUCAACUCAUCUAUAUUCAAUACAAACACAUAAUGUCAGAAUGUUGCAGUUUCAAACUACAUAAAGUUGUGUAACUUAACCCCAG
Messenger RNA from Xyrichtys novacula (pearly razorfish), 39271 nucleotides. Lineage: Eukaryota; Metazoa; Chordata; Actinopteri; Labriformes; Labridae. The record is from the annotation of a GenBank genome assembly.